Strongylocentrotus purpuratus (purple sea urchin) is the source of this 8133-nucleotide messenger RNA. RefSeq names its product multiple C2 and transmembrane domain-containing protein 1. Gene Ontology annotation, cellular component: synaptic vesicle membrane. The record is from RefSeq and is a predicted model, not a curated record. The transcript has 23 exons. Bases 1074 to 4139 code for a protein of 1021 amino acids. Gene Ontology annotation, molecular function: calcium ion binding. Gene Ontology annotation, biological process: regulation of neurotransmitter secretion. Lineage: Eukaryota; Metazoa; Echinodermata; Echinoidea; Camarodonta; Strongylocentrotidae.
GAUGAUGAUGAUGAUGAAGACAAUAUUGAUAAUGACGAUGAUGAAGGAUAGGAAAGUGAUGAUGUUGGUCAUGGGGACGGUGGUUAUCAUCCUAUCGGUAAUACGGAUCAGUAAAGAUUAGGGUAAUUAUGAUGAUGAUAUUGAGUAUGAUGGUAAUGAGUAGAAUAAGUCCCCCAUCCGUACACUGUUUGCUGCUGUUUUUAAAUGACCAAUUUAUCAGCGAUGAUGGGUUUUGACAAUAAUGAGAGGGAAAUUACAAUGUCAUAGUCUGUCAUUGAAAAUUUAUUAAAUGCCAUUACUGUAAUGAGUGUACAUUUUCUCAGCCGAUCUUCUUCUGUAGAGAGUGAAAUUUCAUCAAUAUAUUUACAAAUUAUUAUACUCUAGCUAUAUUUUCACCAUGUACAUUUUAUAAUGCUAUCAUUAUAACAGGUCAAGCAAUUAGGGAAUGGAAAAGCUUGAUGACUUUGUGACACAAAUACCAAUAAUUACCUGAAAGGUUCUACAUGUACAGCACGUGCUCGACCGCUAUUAAGUGUCGUCUUUCUACCCAUACGCAUGCCAUCAAAGCCAAUUACUCUAAUCACAUAAUGAUGAUUAUCCAUAUAUCCUAGGCCAUUAAACCAAUUUAAACCAGUUUCUACUAUUGCCAUUAUCCCUCCCCACUUUCAGAUUCAUUACCAUAUAUAUCUCUGUGUAUUACUCUUCAUUAUAUUUCUCCAUGAAAUAUUCAUUAUUCUCCUCCACCAAUUACUACCAAAGAAUCUUCAGCCGGUUGGUUGUCAUGGCUAUAAAUACCCCGCCUCUGACGGCGGCGGCGGGAGGCCUUUCGUCAAUGGUACUUCCUGCUGGCAUUCCAAGAUGCGUGCAACGACGGACAAUGUGACUCGACGUUUGGUUGAUUAUUAAUACCGUAGAGGAUGUGAGAGAUGUUGUAUAGAUCCAGAUGGACAAACAUGAAAUGUUAUUGAUGGGACUAAUGGAUCAGGAUUGUAUCCCUUGAGCCUGAAGUGUGGAAUUGGACACUUGUUUGUUUGGAUUGUUAGUGUGUUCAGCUUAUUGCAUUGGUCAAUACCAUGGUCAAGUACUUUUCAGCAGACCAUGGCCGGAGAUGGUGGAAUAGGUUGCCAGGCUCAUCCCGUAAAUCCAAGACCAUGGACAGUGAUUCAGAAGAUCAGUACGGAGAGGACGAUACUGACCAUGCUGACCACCUCAUUGCCACAGAGGGCGACGAGCCACUCUCCACCUCUACACCGCAGUAUCCCCAUGGCAAGAAGAAGAAACGACCUGGCCUUUGGAAGCGCUUUAAGCAUAAAACCAAACCCAUGCGUAAGAUCGGCUCCCACGUCAUGGAGAAAGCCCAUCACAAGUCCCACGGUCACUCCGAUGACGAGAACAUCACCACGACGAGAUCCCGCUCUUUACUCUCUGCUUCAGAACCGCAACUCAGCAACAAAACUCAGAACUACAACUCGCUUCCGCGCUCCCAUCGCUUUGGAGGAUCGGUCAUUGAUCGUAGUAGACUAUUUGUUGAGACGGACGGUAGACCCCAGCAAUAUUCCAGUGAUUCAGACUCAGGCGCGGCCAGGACUAAUGGUAGCAAACUUGUGAGAAGAUCUAGCUCUUCGUCUUCCAGGAAAAUCUUGUCUUUCGAUGUGAACAAUGAUUCUAGACAUUCAAAGAGCUUACCCGCGGAUGGGGAAUUAGAACUUGAUGUGCCUGAGCUAGCGGCAUCGCCAGCAGCAGUACGUAAACGCCUUAUGGACAAGAAGCAUGGGGACCAAUCAUCCUCUGUUCCUGAGUCCAGCACCCAUGGGACAACAUCCAUACCCCUCACCAACCAAAACAACAACCAGCAACACACCUCCGGAGGAAGCGAGGACGACUACCAUCGAAGGCGGAGCAGGGAGUCGUCGUUUGGUGCUGUCACCAUGGAAACCAACCAGCGGGGAUCAGGAGAUGAUGGGGUGGAUGGGGGGUUCCCCUCGUCGACUCAAGGGAUGAGUCUGGAGGAGAUGGAUGAGAGGGCAGCAAGGUUCAGUGGUGUACCCCAGCCGGGUAAUUUCUACCGGUUAGAGGUGCAUCUGAAGGAGGGCAAGGAUCUCGCUGUCAGGGAUUGGAGCGGUUCAUCCGAUCCAUACAUCAGGUUCAAGAUCAACAGCAAGCAGGUUUACAAAUCCAAGACCAUCGUUCACAACCUCAACCCCAGAUGGAAUGAAGUCUUCUCUGUAGCCAUAGAAGAUGUCACCAAGCCUCUCCACAUACACGUCUUUGACUAUGACAUAGGAACCUCUGAUGAUCCCAUGGGAAAUGCAAAGUUUGACCUCAUGACCCUCAAGACCAGCGACAAAUCUAGACCAACAGAAGUGAAGCUAGACCUAUCUGACGAUACAACCGAUGAAUACCUGGGCUAUAUCGUCUUAGUCUUCUCACUAAUACCAGUCAAUGAGGGAGAAUAUGCUGCUUUCAAUCUGAGGCUGAGACGAGACAAUGAAGCGAGAUCAGGGAGUCAGAGGAAAGGGAAAUCCCAAACAUGGAUAGGCGUGGUCACCAUCACUCUCCUGGAGGGACGAAACAUGGUCCCCAUGGAUGAUAAUGGACUGAGCGACCCCUAUGUCAAGUUCAAACUAGGUGGAGAGAAGUGGAAAUCCAGGGUGGAGAGUAAAACCUUGAAUCCCAAGUGGAUGGAGCAGUUUGAUCUUAGGAUGUAUGAGGAACAAUCUUCAUCACUGGAAAUCUCAGUCUGGGAUAAAGACUUAGGAUCUAAGGAUGAUAUCAUGGGAAGGUCACAUAUUGACGUUGCGACCCUUGACAUGGAGCAGACCCACCAGCUGUCCAUUGAGUUAGAGGACAAUGCAGGCACUCUGGACAUCUUACUGACCAUCAGUGGUACCGUAGGAACAGAGAAUGUCUCGGACCUUGCUAACUACAAACACGAUCCUAACCUCAAGAGGGAGCUGUGCCUCAAAUAUGGACUUCUGAAUUCAUUCAAAGACGUCAAAGAUGUGGGCUGGUUACAGGUCAAAGUAAUCAGAGCACAAUCUCUACAAGCAGCUGAUAUUGGAGGAAAGAGUGAUCCAUUCUGUGUGUUAGAGCUGGUCAACGCCAGACUUCAGACUCAAACAGUCUACAAAACAUUACAUCCAGAGUGGGGAAAAGUCUUCACAUUUCAAAUCAAGGACAUCCACUCAGUGUUAGAGGUGACUGUGUAUGAUGAAGAUAAGCAUGGUAGUCCUGAGUUCCUGGGGAAAGUGGCCAUUCCAAUUUUGAAGGUGAAAUGUGGAGAGAGGAGACCGUACACCUUGAAGGACAAGAAGCUGAAGAGAAGAGCAAAAGGAUCUAUUCUACUGGAGCUGGACUUCAUCUACAAUGAUAUCAAGGCUGCUGUCAGGACAUUCAAUCCCAGAGAGGACAAGUAUAUGGAACAGGAACAAAGAUUCAAGAUAUCAGUACUACAAAACAACCUGUCUAGAGUGAGUAACAUGGUUACAGACAUAGUGAGUGUUGGGAGAUUCAUCAAUAGCUGCUUUCAAUGGGACAGCAAGCUACGCACAAUCAUUGCUUUUGUUGCCUUUCUGAUCAUAGUAUGGAACUUUCAGUUAUACAUGGCUCCCCUGGCUAUCCUCAUGCUCUUCACAUGGAAGUUUGUAGAGCAAUGGAUUGUCUCUUCAUACUCAAAACCACCAGAUGAGGAUGACUAUGAGGAUAGCUCAGGAGAUGAAGAUGAAGCAGAAGAAAAAGACAAGAAAAAGGAAAAGAAAACGGAGAGUAAAAGAAGCUUCAAGGAGAAGUUACAAGCGAUAGAGAGGGUAUGUCAGACCAUACAGAAUACACUAGAUCAAGUAGCAUGCCUGGGAGAACGCAUCAAGAACACCUUCAACUUCACCGUGCCGUGGUUGUCCUUUAUGGCUAUCAUAGUCCUGUGUGUAGUCACUAUUGUCCUCUACUUUAUACCUCUUAGAUACCUCCUCCUUGCUUGGGGUAUCAACAAGUUCACCAAGAAGAUUCGCGCGCCCCAUGCCAUUCCAAACAAUGAGCUUCUAGACUUCCUGUCCAGACUUCCGUCGGAUACUCAGCUCAAACAAUAUCGAGAACUCAGACCAGAACUUACAAGAACAGACUCUCCUAAAAAGAGGAAAUAAGUGAGGGAUAUCCAGUAUUGAAGGAACAAAGAUAUAGAUAUCAUCGCUAAUCACUGCUGAAUACUGCCCUAGUGUGAGAGAGUCCGUCUUCUGGAUUAGAAGCAAUUGAUUGGAAGCUUUACACCACGUUGAUAAUUGAAAUCAUUCAGGAUAGAAUCAACUGCCUCGAAGUACAGCAGGAUUACAGCCAUUGAUAGGUGUACUGGAUUGAUCGGAUGCAGAGCACAAAUCGCUCCAUGGCUAGUUUAAUUGCUAACCAAGCUUCUAAACUUUACUCUUCACCAAACACUACACCUAAAGACUAACAGUAACCAUCAAAUUACAGUAAAACUGAAUCGCAAUCAUAACCAUGUCUUUGAUGAAAUAAAGCCAGGAGCAAAUGUUGGAGUAUUAUCGGAUCACGAAGCACAAAUAUGUCUCAAGCGCAACUUUAACCGACUCUCUAAGUAGAGGAUGGGUUUGGGAGGAAAAUGCUGCCAUUCGCUCAUCUGCCAGCCAGUCUGUUAUAAAGCUGACAACCGUUCUAAAUUGAUUAUGUGGUGUUGUAAUGGUAUUAUGAGAGUUCUUUGAAGUGAAGAUGAGCAGUGUAUAGCUGACUAUUGGUCAUUGUUCUACUCUCCACAAACCUAGAGGGACAAAGUUGAAAUUAGUAGCUCUGUUAACUGAUGAUAAUGUACUUUGUGAAAUACAGUGUAGGUGUUAUUAUGUUAUGAGGUGUAAGUACUCAUAUUAAACUCUUGAAUACAGAGCCUAACAAUAUGUGGGAUUAAACCCUCUCAUUUGAAAUGCAUGCAUGAAAAUGAGAUUGAAAAUUAAUCAUUCUUCACCUUCAAGGCCUUGUUUCUUUAAAAAAUGUUUCAGAAAAACACCUGCCACUAUCCCACUUCAUCACAGCCAAUCAAAUACGGCCUUGUUCAGUAGCAUGUGUCAAUUGUAUUAAAACAUUAACGAGGUUCACCCAAUAUGGGAUUUCAAAACCCUGGAUUUUUAAGAAUAAAUCAUAAGACACAACUACUCACACUUACAAUUAAACUCUAGCUUAUACCUAGUCACUGCGAUUCAUUCUUAUGAAGAAAGAGGAGGAGAUACAUGUAUACACCUCAUGUGCAAUGUGUGCUAAUAGAAUAAAAAGAGGUCUGUUAUAGCCAAGUAUGAUCAAUAUACUUUUCUAUUUUUUAUAUUUGUCUCUUUCUCUCCCUGUAUCUCUCUUCCCAUCUAUAGUCUGUCUGUCUCUCUCUCUCUCUCACUUUCUCUCCUCUCUCUCUCUCUCUCUCUCUUUGUCUUUCUCUUAUCUUUCUAGGGACUUUAUUUUGUAACAGUACUCAAUUCAGAGCUAGCAUUUGUGAAAAUUAUAAAAUCUUCUAUUGUAGCGUUAUUUUGAUAUUCAUUGGCCAGUAUACUCUUAUGUUACAAAGGCCAGAAGUAGAAAAGUAGAAUCAUGUAAUGGAAUCACUGUAUAACUCAUACUUUACGCUUUGCUAUAUAUAUUCUUAUGUCAAAGUUAGAUAUUUAUUUUUUUAUAUGUAUUUGAAAUAAUUUGAGUACUAUUUAUGUCUUUACCACUGUAUAGCACAUAUUUUUUUUUUUCACCAAAAAGGCACAUUCCCCAAUCAUUGUUUUUUGCUGAUAUACACAAGGAAAUAUCUGAAACGUGUAAAAUUGUUUUGUACAAAAUAUUAACGGACCAACUGGCCUUUAAGUUGUCUCUCUGUAGUGUAAUUAAGGUUGGUAUGCAUUUUUAAAACUUGUGUACUAUUUAACAAAUUUAAAUUAGUCUUAUUAUUACAAAAUAGUAAUUUUUCUUAUGUUCAGGUUGUUUUGUCUAGUUUUUGAACUUUUUUUAAGGGUUAAUCCUUUAUAGAAAUUGCAGCUAAAUUGCUUAGCUCUACCUUUUGAAGUAUGGUAGUCAAAAGUUUGAUCCCGUUCUCUAAUCAAAUAAUCACCGACUUCUUAAUUGAUGGGACUAACUGUCUGUACAGAGAUGAUAUCCGGACUAUCAUCUUCACCGGAAGGUAGAAUAAUAGUAGGGAAGAUGGUACAGCUCCAGAGAAAUUACUUUCAGGAAGUUUCCUAGGACCUUGUAAAGAUAUUUAUUCAGUAAGAUGGUCCAUGCACAGCUUACCUCCACACUGCAUGGACCUGCAUCACGAUCAUGGCGAGUGUAAUAAAGUACCGGUAUAACAAUUCAUUGGGCAUUACGAUGGACUAUAAAAUCAUUAACAUUUUGAGAAACCUUGACCAUUGGUUCUUAGGGUGCUCGUCUAUGUGGCAUCAAUAGGCCUGUCCUCAUCAGCCCGAAGUUGCAAUUAGUGGGAUAUUUGAUCGAGAUGAUUAUCCCAAGAUAUCUUGGGCUAGUUUGCGAAAUAUCCCGCUAUUUGUCCAGUGCGUCUUCACCAGCCCAAAGACUCGCACUAUGCGCGAACGUUGAGCAAAAAUAUCUCGAGCUCAAGUCUCGAGUUGAUGAAAACACGAUUUGUAACUUUGGGAUUAUUUCCCAAAUCAGAAAUAGCGGGCUAUUUGGCAAUCUCGAGCUGAUGAGGACAGGCCUUAUGUGAUAGUUUUUUACUGUCACUACAACCCACCAUGGUAAGCACUCUAUCCUUUGUCAUGUGACCUAAUUUUGACCAAUCAUGUUGGAAGAUUCGUAAUAUAUUAUGGGUUAUUAUGUGGAAUAUCAAUGUUCUAUCAAUGCUACAGGACAAUGACAAAAUAAUGUGCCAGUAUUAGCCUUAGUCAUUUGUGAUAUAGCAACUUCAUAUCAUAUGCUAUCAUUAUAUUUAUUUUAUGGUAUACCAAAUUUAAUCAAUAUUUACUAUUUUUCUAACACUUGUACAUUUUCUGAUAGUCCUUGCCUUUUCUUAUCAAUGUACGUGUAUCUGUAGAUUUCUUGUAUCAAGCUGAGAGACUGUCAACAUGUAUGUUAAUGUAUUGUAACUGUACAUGUAUAUAUCAAUUAUAAAUUGCAUCUUGUAUCAAUCAACAUCCCAUGUAAAACUCAGGUGUUGAACAAUCAAUGUACAAUGAAGAUGUAAAUUUCAUUAUGAUAAGAACUUAUAAAAUUAUUUCACUUGAAUAUUUCAUGACAUGUAAAUGAUGUAAAUUGUGUAUUUUUCUUUAAGAUAUAUCUUUAUAUUUCAAAAUGAUUGCAUAAAAAAAGAUUUAUUCAGAUGUACUUGGUCUUUAUCAUGUUAUUGGACAAUUGACUGUGUUGGGUAGAUAUCUGUAUUGUGAAUGCACAAAAGUUGUAACAAUACAUACAGUUGGUAUAUACUAAUUUAAUGUACACUUUAAAUGUACAUUAUAAUUUGGGGUUUAUACAUGCAUUCUUAAAACAACAAAUGAAAUUUUGUAUCGGGUGAAUACAUAUUCAGCAACCGAUGAGUGCUUUUUUUUUUGUAUCUUAGAACAGCAACUUGUUUUUUUUCUCUCCUUUUUUCCUUAUCUAUUUUCCCUUUAUUCUGAAAUUUCAUUUGAAAACCAGGUCAAGUUUAGAUUGUUAAGAUAUAUCAGUAAAGCUAACAUUCCAUAGAUUUUCAGACCAGCAUCCAACAAAGCCUGCCUUCCUGUAUAUUUUAGUGGUAUACUUUGAUAGAAACACUCCAGUAUACAAUCAAACGUUCAAGAAGCUUCUGAAGUCCCUUACAAAGGGGAUAAAGACAAAUCAAAUUUAAUCACUAAUUGCACCAUAGUUUAUUUCUGUUAAGGUUUUAAAAAAAUAAUAAUGCUGAAGUUAAUUUUUUUUUCUUUGGUCACAUUACAUUUAACUUUCUUCAGGUUAACUAUAUGUUGCCAAAUAUAUUUAUUGUCAUUUUCAGAAAUAAUUUGUUUUGUCAUGGAAUAUUUUGAUGCUGCUCUUUUUAUGUGUUUAUUGAAAUGUUGAAAUUCCUGAGAAGAAACCAUUUCUGUACAAAGAGGAGAAAAAAAACAUUCUUGAAAUAAAUCAUGUCUGAUGUAUUGACAUGUGCCUUUUCCAUGUGGAAAAAAAAAACAUAAA